AUGAUACUGAGAUAUCGCUUUUUCCGUGUUUUUAGUAAUCACGGUAGAAAACUAAGUCAUUACACACCCGCUGGAUAUUCACAACUUAUAUCAACUGCCGAAGUCAAGAAGUUUUGCAUUCAGUGCUUAGAAAAAGUCGGGGCACAAUCAAAACAUGCAAAAGCACUCAGCGAUGUCCUAGUUGCUGGCGAUUAUCGUGGCCAUUAUAGUCAUGGGCUGAAUAGACUAGAAAUGUAUGUACAGGAUAUUCAGAAAGGUGUAUGCUCAACGGAUUUAGAACCCAUAAUUGUGAAAGAAACAGUGUCCACUGCCCUUGUAGACGGAAAAAAUGUUUUAGGUCCAGUUGUAGGAAAUUUUGCGAUGGAGACAGCAAUCAACAAGGCCGAUAAAACGGGAAUCGCUUUCGUUGCGGCAUUUGGUUCCAAUCAUUUCGGUAUUGCUGGAUGGUACAGUCUCAUGGCUAUACAACAAGGGCUCAUAGGUCUUGCGUUUACGAACACUUCUCCCUUGGUAUUUCCUACACGAGCAAGAAAGUUAGCUGUUGGAACAAAUCCAAUCACGUUGGCAGCACCUGGUAAGGUUCCUGAGGACCAUUUUGUUUUAGAUAUGGCUACAAGUGCAGUAGCAUUGGGUAAAAUUGAAAUGAGUCGAAGAAGAGGUAUUGAAAUACCCAAAGGAUGGGGUGCUGAUACUGACGGGAAAACUUCUGUUGACCCAAAUUUAGUUGUCACAAAAGGUGGAUUAAUGCCACUUGGCGGCGAAGAAGAAAAUAGUGGGUAUAAAGGAUAUGGUUUAGGGAUGCUUGUUGAAAUAUUAUGCGGGAUCAUUACAGAUGCUGCAUUUGGACCAAAUGUCCGUCGAUGGUUAUCAACUGAUAAACCGGCUAAUCUGAGAAUGUCAAUUUACGACGAAGGCUCUAUUUAAAGAGAACUAGUUUAAAUAGGCAAACUGAACAACAAGCAAUAAAUUAACCGAUUACUUGAUGAUUCAGUGGUCAAUCAUUCCUAGCCAUCGAUCCCAAAGCAUUUGCUCCAGGAUUUGAACAACGAUUAUCAGAAUAUGUCAAUAUUAUGCGUAAUUUACCACCGGAAGGGGUUGGCAAAGCAAGGGCAUCAUUCUUACAACUGAAAAACAUAUGGAACUCACAACUGUCAACAAACAUCAAAGUCUGAAUUUUCAAUAUGAAUGUCGAGAUAGUUCUACUGUACAGAGCUGAAAAUUGACCGGACAUCACCAGCAACAGCCUACAAUGACAGAGAACAAACCAACUUUCAGCUGAAGAAUAAAUUAGGAAAAGAUGAUGGAGAUGGGUAGGAUAUACACUGCGGAAAUUAAACUGCAUCACAAAGCAAGCCCUAACUUGGGAUCCUGGAGGCAAAAGGAAAAGGGAAAAACCAAAGAACGCAUUGCUAGAGGAAUUGGAGGCAGACAUCAAAUGCAUGGAUAGCGCUUGGAAAUAUCUGAAAAGGAGAGCUCAAGACAAAGUUGGUUAGAGAAUCCUGAUCGGCAGCCAAUGCUCCACUAAGGGUAACAGGCGUAAGUAAGUAAUAUGCAACGUAGACAACCACCAAGCAAGUUAGAAGUUAGUUAGAGGUACCCGAAGCAAGAUAUAACAUUAUUCUGUGAGAUUACUAGUAAUUGAUGUGAUAGGUUUUAAGGUGAUCCACACUUUUUGUUUAGUAUUAUCUAUAAUCUGUGGACGAACACUCAAAUGGUAUAACAUGAAAUCAAUUAUUGUCCAGUGGAUCCAUACACAUUUUAUUCCAUUUUGUAUACUGAACGUGGAUAUCAUUUUACGCUUUCCAUGUCCGGAAGUAUUCAUAGCUCAAAUGAAUACUUUUGGCAAUGUUCAGUUCUUUAUUCUAUGAAUUGAAACAUUAGAUUUUCCAUCAAGUAUAAUCUGUGCCAAUAAGAAACUUUUACUACUAAAGGUAUAAAUAUUACACCUGUUGAACAGGUUAGUACCUAUAUGUAAACUUGGUGUAAGCUUAGUGAAUUAUGCAUUAGGAUUUAAAAUGAAAGAUAUUGGGUUGAAGUUUGAGCGUGAAAACCAACUAUAUGGUGAAUGUAGUUGACGAGUCUCAAGUAAGAUGAAAUAUCCCCUC
Schistosoma haematobium is the source of this 2105-nucleotide messenger RNA. RefSeq lists its product as uncharacterized. The record is from RefSeq and is a predicted model, not a curated record. Gene Ontology annotation, molecular function: oxidoreductase activity. The transcript has 11 exons. Lineage: Eukaryota; Metazoa; Platyhelminthes; Trematoda; Strigeidida; Schistosomatidae. The coding region runs from base 1 to 924 and encodes 307 amino acids.